CCCAACGAACGAGCGACACACGCCAGACGACUUUUAUAGCCAACAAUGGCGCGCAGACACAUUCUAAAACCAAAGGAUUUUACAUUUACUACACAUUAUUUUAUUUUGCUCCUAUUUGGACUUCUUCUGCAAGUUACUCAGUCUUUUGACUGCGUCAACGGCGUGUUUGAUGGGGUGUCGUGCACAUGCGACCCAUGUUGGACAGGGCUAAACUGCGAUCUCCCAGCUUUCAAGAGUCCGCAGUUUGUCGAACGAUUUAAGGAUGUUGCAAUUAAGGCCAACUCUCAGCAAAAACUCUUUAAAGCUAACGCCCAGGAUACGUGUACUGGGACAGAUACCGACAAAUGUCCCUGUGGGAAGUUAUUAUACACCAUCGAAUCCGGUGGGGAAUAUUUUAACAUCGACCAAUUCACAGGUGAAGUUGAGGUGAAACCCGGUGUUUUGCUUUCUGAAGAUGAAUACACCUUGCUAAUAACUGCCAAGAAUGAGAAUGGACCUGCAGAACAGUCCGACACAAUGACCGUUUCAGUGCACGUGCUGAAAACAGAUCCAUUCACUCCGAUGUCUGACGGGUACGGCGAGGGAGACGAACAACAACAUUCAAGACAGAAGAGGGCCACCAACGUUGUGACUAACGUCACAUUCCACCUGGAGAAGAAGGAGCCCCACAACGACACGACGGAAAUGAAGGUUGGCACAAAGAUUGGCUUCAGACUGACAAUCCACUUCCCUCCCGGCGAGACGGACAUGUUGGUGGAGCUGUUCACCCCCGACAACGCCUCCACCGUGAUGAUGCUGUGUGAGGUGGAGGUCAACGCCCUGCCCGCCGGCACUAACCUCCACUUCAACGGCUCGGGAACACCCAAUUACUUCUCACUCAACCAGUCAAUAUUUUAUGACCGUGCAGUGAUAGACUUUGGUCUAGUGACAAAUGACAACACGGACAGCUCGAAUGCAAUCAACAGCCAAAUUAUAAUUGAAUACAGCGCCGUUAUGAUCGAGAACGAGGCGACGAAGAAUGGCUCCACCUAUUGGGUGAGCGCCGGGGCGGAGUACAGCAAUGACGAGUACGUGUGGGUAGGGCAGGCGCGAUUCAUGGCCCUACUCGACGAUGAGAACUACACAGAAGUUCCCACGUUCAACUUCACAGGGCCGAGCACCAUGGCUAUCGGCAGCGCGGCGGUCUUUCAGGUCGACAUGUUUAUCCCUUAUCCGUCAGUGUUCCUAAGCUUCGAGGCAUUUGCCCCCAUCAACACUUCAAAUGUGAUGUCUGUAUGUGGAAUCAAGGCCAAAGACACAGCUGUCAAUUAUGAGUGUGGUUUUGACUACAAGUCAUUAGAAGCAGACAUGCAAACGGACGGACAAACGCGUGGCUUUAAGCGAGCACAUUUAGAGAUUGGCGUCGUUACCAAUAAAGGUGUGCGAGAUUCUGCCUAUGUUGAGUCUGAUAGCCGAAUUACUGUUGAGUUUAUUGCCCAUCUGUACGGAGACAUGGCCGUGCUUAAUCAGGUGUAUUGGGUUGGCGCCGCUCUGCAGAUUGGAGGUGAUCAGAUAUGGGCAGGACAAAUUGCAGUGACAGCCACCACUAUGGUCAAUGACGCUCUUAGUCCAACAUAUGCUAUUAGUGGCGGGAACACCCUCACUACUCAAACACCUGCCGUCGUAGAGUUGACGGUUACGAUCCCCGAGCACACAACUCAAGACUAUGAACUGGAAGUUCUCACGCCUUAUUCCAAUGGAGCAAUCCUUCAAAUAUGUGCCCUGCUCAUCAAAAGUGUGGGUGAAAACAUGCCCUGUUUACAGAAGAACAUAGAAGCGAUUUAUUCCUCCCAAGAUGGUAACGGCACUUCUGUGCCAGAUCGGGCAGUGCUACAUCUUGGUCGAGUGACCAACGUGGGGUCGUGGGGCUGGGUGAACACUGCUGUCAAUAACAGCAAUGACAUUACAUUCCAAAUCUUAGUGAAGGCAAACAACCACAGUUCUGCGAGCGACGGCAGCGAACACAACAUUACCAUCGGUUUCAUACAGAAUGGAACGAAGUUGAAUUUAGGAGACCGCUUACUGACAGUCCAAGCUGCACCUGCGAUCGACACACAAAUUGUGAAUGAGAGUGUACCAACAUUUAGCUUGAAGUAUGGUGAUGUUGGGAGCGAGUACGUUGAAGUAGGAACGGCGACAACGUUUGUUUACGAGAUGAAGACAAAACGGGAUGUCAAGUACCCAAUGAUGGACAUUGAAUUCAUUAUGCCCAACGAUACAGCUGGGGAUGGAAAGACCCCUAUUUCAAUCUGCAGGACGGAGAUCAAGUCCGUGGGCAAAAACAUUGUCUGUCUCACGAAGUCAGUCGUCAACAAAGCAAUCGUCUAUGAUUCGCGGUACCAUGACAAACUAAACGACAGGUCGAUACUGUCGCUUGGCGCGGUCUGCAACUCGGAGUUAAUCGGUGGUAACGACACGACGGAAGACACCCUGACAAUCGAGACCAUCGUGCAGAUGCAGGAACACUCCACUAAUACAAAUGGAUCACGAACCUGGCUGAGCGUGGGCACAAUGUACAGCCCGACUAGAAUGUGGGUUGGCCAGCUCGCUGUGUAUCCACGCACCAAUGGAUACGUGGCGACGACGAAGACGCCAACAAUAAUAUUGAACAAGAAUUCUAGUCUCACUUCCACUCCUGUCGGUUACAUCGUCACCUACAACCUCGUCAUAAAAUCUCCGCCAGGUGAACAUUUCAAGUAUGAAAUUAACAUCACAUCCAAUGACAUUGACCUUAGCAUCUGCGUAUUUCGACUCGUCGCUGUAGGCUACAAUCUGCCGUGCGUGAAGACGACAACACCAGCACAAUACGACCACGAUGAGGUUCACGGUGUCAAUACAAAGGCGUCGAUCAAUCUUGGAUUUGUGUCUAACGUUGGUACAACUGCACUGUCAUCCGAUGCUAUGUUUGAUGAUAAUACUCUGCAGUUUCAAAUAGUGCUGCAAGUUAUAAAGACAGCAUCUGUUGCACAAAAGUCAUUCGCUGUAUUGGUGACACACAGUGGUGGCUCAAAAUCCUUGUCAGACACAGUGGACGUGACGGCGGACACGUCGGCUAUCACAACGCCUCUCACCAAUGUUUCCACACUGGAAUUUAACAUGGGUACAAUAACCGAAGGUGAAUCUCCUUCAAAUCUUGUUACCCCUGGACAAGCAAAACGACUUCUGGUUGACAUCCGUAUGCCCGAGGAUGUAACACAAGACAUCACAGUCAAAGUGUUGGCGCCACUCAAUCUAAACGGAAUUGUUGAAAUCCCAUACAUAUCAAUACUCUCUGUAGGAGCCAACAUGCCGUGUCUGCAGCGGAAGGUCACUGUCGCUGAUUAUAUCGCGAGAAAUACCACUUCAGGUAAAACAGAAAUUGCUUCCCUGAGUUUAGGUUAUGUGUGCAAUAUUCGACUCGCACCUAAUGAUGCUGAUGCUAAUUUGAUUCGCAUCCAGGCUAUUGUAAAACUAAUGAAGGACGAUAGUCUGAGUGAAGGUCAGACCCUGACGUUGAGCGCAUCAGUUAACACCAACGACCAACUGAUUUUCAUUGCACAGCUUGAUCUUCAGGUUACCAAAACCUUUACAGAAAUCCGACAGGAUAACAUGACCCUCAUUAAUAAUACUGGAAUCAAGCUAAACAUCUCUGAUGAUCCCAUCCACAUGAAGAUAUCCGAGAGGCGAGUCUUCCCAGUGUUGCUGUACAUUCCGACAAAUUCUACAUUAGACGUCAAGUUUGAUGUGGAUCUUCCAGUCAAUGACUCUGCGGUAAUCACUUUCCUCGGUUUGCGAGUUCAGGGAAGCGGAAAAAAUUUGGUCGGCUAUGGAAAGUAUAAUGAUGUGGAAAUAACUCAGAAAUCAACACAAAACACGACACAGAUAAACAAAGUGUAUUGCAGCCUAGGCAUUGUUACAAACACAGGUUAUACGUACCAGACGGGCGAAGAACAGGACGAGGAUAACACAGUUGUCCUUGAACUGGAGCUGCAACUCGCAGACAGUGUGAUCAACAGCAAUAACUCGGAACACUGGAUUAGUCUAGGUAUCAAGGUGGGAAUCUACAUUGUCAUCCUCGAGCACAAAGUGGUUGUCAUCAGAGAUGGUAUGGAGAAGCCACAGAUAGAGUUUGUGGGAUCCGUUAAUGCAAACUCCACUAGUUCAGAAGUUGAAAUAGAUGCAGUAAUAAGACAUUCGAACACUUCAACAGCUGAAGGCCAAAACGGCACGGCUAUUUUAUACUACCCAUCAUUUAUGAACUUUUCUGCAAUCACGUGGGUAAACGACAGCCGGAUUCCGUACACUGACUCUGUGGAUGGAAACAGUUUGCAUAUCCAGCUAGAAAAACUUUAUUUCACUGAUGUUUUGAGCUUCACGCUUGUUCUCAAAACAAAUGGAAAAAAAGUUCCAGCUGGGAUCACAGGAAGCAACGUUGUAUCGAAUCUAGAAGCAGCAUUCAAAAUGCAUGACUAUUUGAGCACUGAUGACUUUGUAGGAGAGAUGUCUGAGCUUGUUUACAGUGUUACUGUAGUACCUAAAACAAAUUUCCAGUGUGUGACCACGGCGUUGGGGAUGGAGACUGGUGCCAUACAAGACUGUCAGUUGGAUGCGUCAGCUGAAACGAUUCCUGGCGGAGAGGCCAAGCUAGGAAGAAUAGGAUCAUCAGGAUGGAAGCCAUUUGUUAGAGAUGGCAAACUAAAGGAGGGGAGGUACUAUCAAGUGUACUUUGGCAACGCCACACUGGUACAGAAAAUAGACAUGGAAGUAUCGCCGAGCACGAACCUCGUAACAAAAAUUAUGACGAAAUUUAGCAAUGAUGGAUUUGCCUGGAUUGAUGGAGAAAUCAUAACAAUCGCAACGCCAUAUUCUGUACCGGCAAAACACACUCAAACCCUGUCGAGCAGUGACCCGUAUCGCUACAUCCGAGUGUAUAUCCUCAACAACCAGACACCACGUGGUGAAAUAGCCAUCAAGUUUGAGUUCUACGGUUGUAUGGUGGAUGACGUUUCUACUACUGACGUCUGCACGUCUGUGCGAACACCAUCACGAGUGCCACAUGCAGAUUUCAAUCGUCGAGGCUUCCUGGCUCUGACAGACGGAACUCUUUUUGUGUGUGAUGCUGCCUUAGACAGGGGAUUAAAACAAGUGUGCUUCCGCUCCACUGAUGGCAAUGUGUGGAAAGAACUCGAUUCCCGUUUGGCAUGUAUGGUUGGUCACGACGCCGACAAUAACCGUGUCUACGGCAUGGCAACCGAUGGUGUUAGCUUUAUGGUCAGUUCGGACAAUGGAGCCAGCUGGAAGUCAUGUCACGUUGAUGACGUCACGAAAUCGAAGGCAAAACUAGGCUUCAUUCCGGUAAAAGUGGUACCAUGGAAGGAUGACUCAAAUCUAAAGAUGACCAACCCAAGCCCAGGCUAUACAGUUGCUAACUGGGGAGCAACCGUUCGAGGAAUACAUAAGUACAGCGGAUCUGUAUGGACCACGAAGAUGGACUGGUCAACCUGCUGUCCAUAGUGUCAAAACAGACCAUCAUUAACUACUAAUUAAAAUAGACAAAGAAGCAGUAUGUGAACAAAGAUUUCAGAAUAUACUCAUGUAUUACACCACAUAAUAUAUAACUGAUGAACUGUUUUAUGUUUUGUACCCAACUGGUACUUUUCGUUGUCUUGUAAGGGAAUCGGUUUUUAAUUUGUUAGUUAUUUUCUAAAUGUAGUACAGUUGUAUAAGUGUGUCCUAAACAAGGAAUAUGGUGGCGUAACAAACUUAUCAAUUAUUGAUCGUCAUUGACGGCAAUAUCAGGUUUUAGGACCGAAGAACUUGAUAUUGACCAAUACCAACACUAAUUUCUUCCGUCCAUAAAACCUGAUUGCCCGACAUGUGGUCAAUAAUUGUUUUAACACAUAAUGACAUCCAUAAGACUCGUACAUCCUACUUUUUUUUAAAUCAGAAUCAAAAUACGCUAAUACUUAUAAAUGCGUUCCAACUAACGAGGUUUAGUAGUGUCACGUAAUCCUAUGACAAGCAGAGGAAUGCGGAAAUAAACGGUUGAAACCAGAAAUAAAUAAAUAAAUUAGAGAUACUAUGGCCAGCAAGAAUGUGAACAUAAAAUAAAAAACUAAAUGUGAUAAAUAGAGAUUAUUAUACGAGCUUGUGUGUUGUACUGACUUUACGAAACGAGUUGUCAGACUUUUUGUAUUGCCCGAGCGAGAGCGAGAGCGAGCGUAAUACAUAAAUCCUGACACGAGUUUCGUAAAAUCAGUACGACACACACGCGAGUGUAAUAAUUUCUUUAUUAUCCAUAUUAUUAUAGGUUUCUUUUUUAUGAAUAACAAGGACCGCCUCAAAAUAUAUUAGCCACAAGUAGAAGGCGGCGACGUGAUGACGUCAUAUUUCACGUGCAUAUCUGAGCUAGGACUGGAGAAAACAACAUCAUGUUAUGACGUCUCUUCCCAAAAUUAAAUCAUCACACUUGUUAUUACGUGUGCUUCGUAUGAUUAUUAUUUAUUAGUAGUAGUAGUAGUUAUCAUGUACUUUUCUAAAUCUGCGAGAUAUUCCUUACAAAAUUUGAUUAGUAUUGACCUUGUUGUCCUGGUAUUUGCGAAAUUAAACACAGUAUGAAUAAUGUUGUCAUAUUUUUUGUUGAACGACAGCAAAGUGUAUUGUCACAAGUUUGUGGUUGUUUAUAUUAAAAUUGCAGUUAACGUUGCAUUACGUUAUCUAUUGUUUUAUUUGAUAAAACAAAUAUCUUCUUUGUUUUCAUUGGUUAAAUCUUCGAAGGCAAUAUCACUUUUGAUCGGGCCGGUGAGACCGACUGAGGGCAAUGUCAUUAUUAACAGAAGGUCAUGUGAUUGGUUUUCAACCAAUAAGAAUAUAUAUAUAUAUAUAUAUAUUCUCAUUAUGUAAUAAUAUGUCAUAUGAGUAUUAUAGCUAUAGUAACUUGUACUAUUUAAGUAAUUAAUACUAUGUGUUCGAGUCACAUCAAAAAUACAACAGAGUGAACUUGAACUUGAACUGCACUGGCAACCUUCAUUCCAUUGAAAAGAUUUGUUUUGUUACAGUGCUUAACCCUAGCAAACUUCAUAAUACGCCACAGAUAUCUUUUCAAAUCAAAUAGGAGAUUUAAAAGUAGUUUGUAGAACAAAACACGUUGGUUGGAAUGCAUUUAUUUUAAAUUUUACCAUACUCCGUAGUUAUCCCUACAUUGUAAGAAUGUAUUUAAUGUUUAAAAGACACUUCGAAACCAGAGUCUUAUGGAGUACUCAAACAGAUAUGAUGAACUAUAAAGAUGUAAGGAGCUUAGUCAAUUUCAGUUUCCACCUAUAGAGGACCAUGGCAGACUAAUGUGUUCAUUGCCCCCAGCUGUCUUACAAAUGCAUGAACAGAAUACCUACAAUCACAUCUUUCAUUUUCGUUUGUAUUCUUUUCACGUUGUUGUCGCUCACGACGAUCACGACGAUCACUUCAUCAACAAACAAUGAGUUCAAUUAAUGUUUAACCAAAUCAGUCGGUUUAAGUAUCAUUGUGAUGUAUGAUUUCAUUUUAUUUUAAUGUUUUUUAGAUAUUAGUUUUAAUUAUCAGUGGUACACGUAUUAUAUGUCUGUGCACUUCGGUGUAUCUCUACUAACAAUGGCAUUUUUGCCAGCUGUUCAAAUUAGGAUGUUGUCAGCAAAUUAAUUAAUUUCUCAUUGAUCCAUAGAUGCCAUAUAAGUCACAUACAAUAUGAAUUGAAAAACGUAAUCUCUGAGUAUACCACAGAAAGGUAAUUCAAAUUAUUUCAAAUUCAAUCCAGUGAUAUAUUGUGAAAAAUGUUUGCAUUUAAAAUUUUAGCACGGUCUAAUUGGCAAUUAAGAACGUAAUUUUUUUAGGGGGUGGGGGGGGGGGAUAUUAUUAAAAUAAAAUAAUGUGAACAACUUGUCUUUUUAUGUUGUACAAAACUAAACGAUUCAAUGGAAUUCUAACAUACUAUUUUCAUGAAUUCGUGAAUACAUAUGAAAGAAUAGUGUAUACAUGUAUUCAACUUGAUACUUGUGAUGUAUAUAAAUUAUUCAUAAUCGAUGUAAAGUGCAAUGUACAUAAUUUAACUUAAAAUGUAUUAUUUGGUAUACAACUCCAAACAAUUUUAACUAACUUAUAUUGAAACAAGUUGAUCUAUUAUCCGUAAAGCUUUUGUCUCUGUACUUUACUGCUGUUAACUUGGGUGGUGUUCAAUUCCGUCCAUUCAAAAACAUACAGAUAUAUCUAACAAUGAACUGUUACUAUUUAUAAACAAGUUGAUCUAUUAUUCGUAAAGCUUUUGUCUUUGUACUUUACUGCUGUUAACUUCGGUGGUGUUCAAUUCCGUCCAUUCAAAAACAUACAGAUAUGUCUAACAAUGAACUGUUACUAUUUAUAUACGUUGAAAAUAAAGUUUCUAAUUGUU
Gigantopelta aegis is the source of this 8437-nucleotide messenger RNA. RefSeq lists its product as uncharacterized. The record is from RefSeq and is a predicted model, not a curated record. The transcript has 28 exons. Gene Ontology annotation, cellular component: membrane. Lineage: Eukaryota; Metazoa; Mollusca; Gastropoda; Neomphalida; Peltospiridae. Gene Ontology annotation, biological process: homophilic cell-cell adhesion. Gene Ontology annotation, molecular function: calcium ion binding. The coding region runs from base 46 to 5532 and encodes 1828 amino acids.